AAGAGUCACUUCCGGCCCAAGCUGUUUCCAUGGUAACCAGACAUGGCGCCCGGGAGCCAACCAAUCCUUUCGUCCACUCCUCUGCAGGUCCUCUUCUACCUCAACAGCUGGUACUUUGCUGCCUUCUACCUGGCAGAGAUCCUCAUGUUCAUCUAUAAAGGGAUUUUACUGCCCUACCCGACAGAUAACCUGGUCCUUGAUGUGGUGCUGCUGGUGCUGUUCCUCGGUCUGGAGACGCUCAGGAUCUUUUACGGUUGGAAGGGUAACCUGUGCGAGCGCUCUCUGGCGUCCUGCGCGUCGCUCUUCAUCCUGUUCCCCUGUACGGCGCUGGCCGUUUACUUCCUGCUGCUGCAGACCUUCGUCCUGCGGCUGGAGUUCAUCCUCUGCGCCGUCCUGCUCUGCUUCUACGGCCUCGAGUUCCUGCUCGGACUCCUCUCCGUAUCGGCUUUCUCCAGGUCCAAAGUGUACUGAAGAAGACUUCACCUGAAACACAGAGCAGCACUUUGUUCAGAUGCCACCUUGUAAAUAAAACAGUCUAUUUUCCUAUUCAAAUGUAAAUCUGUUGGUUUUAUAACUGUUUGUAAGAAUGUACCGACCCUGAGAUCAGGACAUAUUUUUUUUUACAAAUUCUGAUGAUGAAUGACGUUAUGUAAAUAAAACCCAAGUUGAAAUAAAACUGAUUUUUUC
This is a messenger RNA of Sebastes umbrosus (honeycomb rockfish), 687 nucleotides long. Its product is annotated as transmembrane protein 216. Bases 43 to 471 code for a protein of 142 amino acids. Gene Ontology annotation, cellular component: ciliary transition zone. NCBI's taxonomy places the organism in Eukaryota, Metazoa, Chordata, Actinopteri, Perciformes, Sebastidae. The record is from RefSeq and is a predicted model, not a curated record. Gene Ontology annotation, biological process: non-motile cilium assembly. The transcript is spliced from 6 exons.